This is a messenger RNA of Spea bombifrons (plains spadefoot toad), 2212 nucleotides long. Its product is annotated as CAP-Gly domain-containing linker protein 2-like. Gene Ontology annotation, biological process: cytoplasmic microtubule organization. The transcript has 10 exons. Gene Ontology annotation, cellular component: microtubule plus-end; nucleus; cytoplasm. Lineage: Eukaryota; Metazoa; Chordata; Amphibia; Anura; Pelobatidae. Gene Ontology annotation, molecular function: microtubule plus-end binding. The record is from RefSeq and is a predicted model, not a curated record. Bases 1 to 1812 code for a protein of 603 amino acids.
AUGGUAUCAACGGGACUCGUUGUCGCCAGUAUUCGUGAAUCGACACAGACGCAGUUGGAGCAUGCCCGAAUUCGGGAGCUCGAGCAGAAUCUACUAUUUGAGAAGGCAAAAACUGCAAAGCUUCUCAAAGAAUUAGAGGACAAGAGGCUUACAACUGUAGCAGAGCAGUCCAGAAUCCAACAGUUGGAGGAGGAACUGAGCCUUUGUCGCAAUGAAAAUGAGGACCUCCAACACUGCUUGUUGAACUCAAGCCAGACAGAUAUACCCGAGCAUAGUCUUGAACUGCAGACAGAGGCAUUGCGUCUCCGGGAUCAGCUCUUAUCUGCCAGCAAGGAGCACCAAAAGGAAAGCAGUCAACAAAAGGACACGUAUGAGAAAAAUAUGAAAAAAUACCAACAAGAAAUUGAAAAGCUCAAUGGGCUGAAUGAGAAACAUGUCCAGGAGAUUGCAGAUUUAAGGAAGAAACUAGAGCUAGCCACAAGGGAGAAUAUGGGUAUGAUGGACAGCUGGAAAUCCAAACUGGACAGCAUUGUUUCUGAUCACCAGAAAUCUUUACAUGACUUGAAAGGGUCCCUGGUUACAAGCCCUGACACUCAAUACAAAGAGGUAGUAGAUCUUAAAGCCAACAUGGAGAGUCUUAAAAUGGAACAUCAGCUGGAACUUGAGAACUUAAAAGCCAAGAACGAGAUUGAAAUAGCAGUUCAUAUUAAGGAGAAAGAGAUCCUUAAAUCCAAGAUACAAGAAAUUAAGGACGAAAUAGAAGAAGGCAAUAACAACUGGAAAACACAACUGGAAUCAAAAACCAAUCAACAUCUUAAAGAACUUCAAGACAUUAAGGACAAAUACAGAGCAACAGAACAGCGAGUAUGUGAACUGGAAAAGAUAAACAUCGAAUACAACGACCAGACGCAAGCCAUAGCCUUCAUGAAAGAACAGAUCUCCAUAGCUGAAAAGAAAAUUGUGGAUUAUGAUUCCCUCCAGAAAGCAGACCUUCGAAACAAACAAGAAAUCCAAAGAUUGCAGGACAACAUAAUGCUUCUGGAAAACAAACUACAGUCCAUGGAGCAGCUUCUCUCUUCACAAAAUGCAAAUGUGAUAGAAACCAAUGAUAUUUCUGAAGAAAAGAUAAAAAUGAAAAAUGCAUUGGAAGAUCUGCAAGUUAAGCUCAGUAAGCGAGACAAAGAGGUGUCAUCUAUGUCUUCCCACAUUGAAGCACUAAGGGCUCAAAUAACUGCUCUUGAAAACAGAUGCAAAUCAGGAGACAAAAAGGUGGAUUCUUUAGUUAAGGACAAUAAAAAACUAGAAGCUGAGCUAGAAGCCUUCUCUAGAAAAUCCCAUGACACAUCAGGGCAGUUUGUCUUAAUCAGCCAGGAUUUACUCAAGAAGGAGAGGAAUUUAAACGAAUUGAGAGCUCUUCUGUUGGAAGCCAAUAGACGCUCACCAGGACCAGAAAAAGACUUAAGCCGAGAGGUUCAUAAGGCAGACUGGAGAUCAAAAGAACAGAAACUAAAAGAAGAGAUCAAAAUAUUAAGAGAAAAGCUUAUGAUUUUGGACAAAGAAAAGUCUGUAUCAGAUCAGAGGCGUUACUCGUUAAUAGAUCCUUCGACUGAGUCAGAAGUCCUGCGGUUACAGCAUCGUUUGGUAAGCACUGAAGAUGCCCUCCGUGUUGCGCUGGAUCAGGGCCAUCAAAUGGAGAAACUAAUGGAGGCCAUGAGAAACAACACAGAGAAAUCUCAGGUAACUGGAAACUCUGAAUCGGCCAAUGGGAUCCAUCAGCAGGAAAAAUCAUAUACACAGGAGGAAAAUCCUUGACACCAACAAAAAAAUUUACAUUGUAAACCAAUGAACUUUUGGCAAAUAUAGACAGAAAAUCUACGUUGUAGCUGCCUAUCAGAAAGAAUUUAUAGAGUAUUUUGGCUGGAAAGACAGGACAGUGUUGCUUAUGUAAUGUUAGAUAUUGGACAAUCAUGGAGUGUACGUCUCAUAACACAAAACUGAAAUGAGACAUCAUAAAAGGAUCGUACAAGAGGUGAUCGUUGUUUUCUCAUAUUCUAGAAUUAUUCCUGGGUUACUCUUGUUACGCUAGACCAAGUAACAUGAACCAUGCAUUGUACAAACUGGACAUGACCUUGAUUCAGACAUCUUCAGAUAACCAUUCCCCACUUACUCUAACAUUACACUACCUGUUGAGAAGAUAUAAACUAUUCUGGAA